This is a messenger RNA of Xiphophorus couchianus (Monterrey platyfish), 1803 nucleotides long. RefSeq names its product wingless-type MMTV integration site family, member 9B (gene wnt9b). The coding region runs from base 159 to 1226 and encodes 355 amino acids. The record is from RefSeq and is a predicted model, not a curated record. Gene Ontology annotation, biological process: cell fate commitment; multicellular organism development; canonical Wnt signaling pathway. Gene Ontology annotation, molecular function: cytokine activity; frizzled binding. Gene Ontology annotation, cellular component: extracellular region. NCBI's taxonomy places the organism in Eukaryota, Metazoa, Chordata, Actinopteri, Cyprinodontiformes, Poeciliidae. The transcript has 4 exons.
AACAGCCCUGCCUCCCAGCGGACCCACUGUGCCAUGCGCAUCGCUCCGACACUCAGUGUUGAGCAUGUGGGGCCCCUUAAAGAGAAGCGCCGAGUAGACGGCACAGAGUUUCUCCAUUGAAGAGUCACCGCAAUGAGGAACAGCGCCGAACCGGCACAAUGCGCUCCAGGCUCCCAGGGACCGCCUGCCUAUUGCGAACAAUUGGAUUCUGCAUCCUCCUCUCGAACACUGCAGCUUACUUUGGGCUGACAGGCCGAGAGCCACUGGUGCUUUUACCAGGUCCAUUUUCCAAUGAAGCUCCAUCGGGGAAGGCCCACCUGAAGCAGUGCGAGCAGAUGAGUCUGACCAGGCGGCAGAAGAGGAUGUGCCGCAGAGAGCCCGGUUUAGCCGAGACGCUCCGGGAGUCGGUGCGCCUCGGCCAGUUGGAGUGUCGCUAUCAAUUCAGAAACGAGCGCUGGAACUGCACCUUGGAUGGCCGAGGAAGCCUCCUAAAAAGAGCAUUUAAGGAGACUUCCUUCCUUCUGGCUGUGUCCUCCGCUGCUCUAACCCAUGCACUCGCCAAAGCUUGCAGCUCAGGCCGGAUGGAGAGGUGCACGUGUGACGACUCCCCUGGGAUCCAGCACAGAGAAGCGUGGCAAUGGGGGGUCUGUGGAGACAACCUGAAAUACAGCACCAAGUUCCUCAAAAAGUUCCUCGGCCAAAAGAGGGUCAGCAAAGACCUUAGGGCGCAGGUCGAUGCCCACAACAUCAACGUUGGUAUCCGGGCAGUGAAGAGUGGGCUGAAAACAACCUGCAAAUGUCACGGAGUCUCCGGCUCUUGUGCCGUACGGACUUGCUGGAAGCAGCUGUCCCCUUUCCAUGACACUGGGCGGCUGCUGAAGUAUAGAUACGACAACGCCGUGAAAGUGUUGAGCGUCACCAACGCGGCCACAGGAGAGACUGAGCUCGCGGGGCCCAGACGCCACGGUCAGAGCCCCAGGAACACCGACCUGGUCUACCUGGAGGACUCCCCCAGCUUCUGCAGGCCUUCCCGCUACUCGCCUGGCACGGGGGGCCGGUCGUGCACCAAGGACACGAGCUGUCAGAGUCUGUGCUGUGGACGCGGCUACAACACGGCCAUGCGGCUCACCAGCCUAUCCUGCCACUGCCAGGUGCGCUGGUGCUGCCAUGUGGAGUGCCAGACAUGCGUGAGGGAAGAGGAGGUGUACACCUGCAAGAAUGCAUAAACAAACAUUUGGAGAAAGGAGAUGAUCUGAUGAAGCAGUGGGGAGGAAAAAAAAAGACAAAACUCUGACCUUCAUGGGUACUCCACUGCAGAAUGUCACGUCAAAGCAUGUGUCUGCAAAUAUCACUUAAGACUUGCAUGAUAUUUUGGGAGAAAAACACUAAUGUGCCACUACAAUACUGUUGGUUCUUUGCUAAUCAUCAGAUUACAAUAGAUGAUGAUGUUUCCAGACUACUCUACUUCUCCUUAGCUGGAUGCACUGAAAUCUCAUUUUUUCUACAAAAGAGGGAAUGGAAUCAAGAUCCUCAAAAUGGGAACCAGACUGGAUCUUACCAGCAGUAUGAACUCUGACACUGACUGAUUGAUGUGGUAUUCAGCCUCCCAUAUUUUACUAUUUAUUGUGCCACUUUCUGUGCCUCGCAUACUGCUGCUUUAUGCAUUAAAUCUUGUAAUCAAGUAUUGCCAAAAAGGCUGUAAAGGAGUUAAAAUGACUCCGCCUGCCUGUCUCUGACUGCUGUGGAGAACUUUUAAAGUUCUGUUCUGAGUAAAAGCACUUAAGUUGCUCUUGCUACAUAUUA